Messenger RNA from Zophobas morio, 468 nucleotides. RefSeq lists its product as uncharacterized. The record is from RefSeq and is a predicted model, not a curated record. The transcript has 3 exons. Lineage: Eukaryota; Metazoa; Arthropoda; Insecta; Coleoptera; Tenebrionidae. Bases 1 to 468 code for a protein of 155 amino acids.
AUGGUUUCAACUCCAAGCUUUUUCAUCAACCAACUGGUGUACCCCAAGGUUCGCACAAUUGAUUCUAUAAACGAUUGUUUAACGUUACAAAGAGAUUUGUUAAAUAUCGCGGAACGUUGUAAUGCUAAUGGUCUAGAACUUAACCUGCGUAAAUGUAAGAUAGUGUCUUAUUCCCGUAAGAAAAAGAGAGCAGAUUCGGUGAAAGACUUGGGAGUUCAAUUUGAUAAAUGUUUAACAUUUAUUGAUCAUAUAGAAACAAUCACCCAAAGCAGUUUCAAAACACUAGGAUUUAUAGUAAGAACGUGUGCAUGUUUCAAUAAUGCUGAUGCAAUUAAAACACUAUUUCAAGCCUUUAUUAGAACUAAAUUAGAAUAUUGCUCAUUAAUAUGGUCCACGAAUUACGCAAAUCAAAGUAUCAGUUUAGAAAAGGUUCAACGGCGGUGUCUUAAAUAUUAUUAUCAUAUAUAA